AUGGAGAAUUUCAAUCCAAAAAGCGUGGAAGAGGUUUUCAAACAAUUCAAGGGUCGAAGGACUGCCUUACUCAAAGCUCUCACUACGGAUUUUGAUGAAGUUUAUAGGCGGUGUGACCCUGCAGAGAAAAGGAGGCUUUGCCUUAUUGGACAUCCAGGUGAACGAUGGGAAGUGAAUUUAGCAGAAGAAGUUAUGCAUCCAGUGCUUCCUCAACCCAUUGGGGGCAUUAACUUUGCUCGAGAUACAAUGGACAAAAGGGAAUGGCUACUUGCUGUUGCUCUUCACUCUGACACGUGGCUACUUGCUGUUGCAUUCUCUUUUAGUUCAAGAUUUGGCCAUAACAAAGCUGAUAAGAGUCGGCUUUUCGAUAUGAUAAAUAAACUCCCUACCAUUGUACAAGUUGUAUCAGGGAAAGCUAAGGAACCACCACAACACAAGCCAAAACUGCCCAAAGUUGACCGCCAGCCAAAGAGAAAGUGGCCAACACCACCGGCAAGAAUUUGGAAAGAUGAGGCAAUAGUGUGUGGAAAAUGCAAUGAGGGGUAUAUAAUAGGUGACUUGUGGGUACACUGUUGCGAAUGCGAAAGCUCUUUCCAUAUGAUGAAAUGCCUCAACUUCACGGAUCAGAAUCGUCAGCUAUUUGUAUGUUCUUCAUGUGGACUCAAACCAUUCGCCAGAAGUGCCGCAGGGCCAUCCACAAAAAUGCGAAAAUUUUGA
Molecule: messenger RNA, 717 nt
Organism: Ipomoea nil (Japanese morning glory)
Lineage: Eukaryota; Viridiplantae; Streptophyta; Magnoliopsida; Solanales; Convolvulaceae
Product: PHD finger protein ALFIN-LIKE 4-like
Exons: 5
Coding region: 1-717 (238 amino acids)
Biological process (GO): regulation of DNA-templated transcription
Cellular component (GO): nucleus
Molecular function (GO): transcription coregulator activity; transcription cis-regulatory region binding; histone binding
Source: RefSeq, a predicted model, not a curated record